This is a messenger RNA of Protopterus annectens (West African lungfish), 504 nucleotides long. RefSeq names its product growth arrest and DNA damage-inducible protein GADD45 alpha-like. The coding region runs from base 1 to 378 and encodes 125 amino acids. NCBI's taxonomy places the organism in Eukaryota, Metazoa, Chordata, Ceratodontiformes, Protopteridae. Gene Ontology annotation, biological process: regulation of cell cycle. The record is from RefSeq and is a predicted model, not a curated record. Gene Ontology annotation, cellular component: cytoplasm; nucleus. The transcript has a single exon.
AUGACUCUGGAAGAUUUAGCGGGAGAUAAAGCUACAGAAAGAGACCCCGACAGUGUGGUAUUGUGCCUGUUGGCGACGGACGAGGUGGAGGACCAGGACAUCACCCUGCAGAUUCACUUCACUCUCAUUCAGGCGUUCUGCUGUGAGAAUGACAUUAGCAUUUUACGAGUCACUAACAUGAGUCGGCUGGCAGAAAUCUUGGACACCGGCGUGGGCAGUGGGGGCACUGCGGAACCACUCGACCUACAUUGUGUUUUAAUCACUAAUCCUCAAGCAUCACCGUGGAAGGAUUCUGCACUCAGUAAGGUGAUAUGCUUUUGUCGAGAGAGUCGAUUUUUGGACCAGUGGGUGCCUGUGAUCAAUUUGCCUGAACGUUGACAGAUCUGUUAUAGCAUUCAGCAGAAUAUACAGGAUUUCAAAAGGAUUGUGUAACUUAAGUUGCUCAGGAAGAACCUCCACAUGCUGAAAAGUUACAAAAUGUUAACUUGGGACAAAAUGGUUAAA